CGCUUUGAGCGCAAUUGUGUGAUGAUUGCGCCGCGUUGUUUUCCGAGUUGCGCCUACUUCCUUAGCUGACAGUGACACUUGUUGAAUGCUUUUGUCCUGUGACUGAUCACCUCGUCCUUGCCACAAAGGCCUAGCAACAGGUGACAACAUUUCAAAUUCAAACGUCGAUCUGACUUCGCAAUAAAAACACUCGAUAUAAUAAACAAAUGGAUAAACUUAAGCGAGUGUUGAGUGGCAACGAGGAGGACGAUGAGGAAACUAACAUCAUCUCACAAUUUCGUGAUCAAACUACUCUAAGUUGGAGCACCAGAGUAAAGUGCUUCAUUGGCUGCUUCAUCAUAGGCCUUUUACUCACACUUUUGGGUUCGUUCGCGUUAUUCUUGGGCGGCGUUAAAUUGUUUGCCGUAUUUUACACCUUGGGGAAUGUUGUCUCAAUUGCAAGCACCUGCUUUCUGGUUGGGCCUGUCAAUCAAUUCAAAAAGAUGUUUGCGGCAACUAGGGCUAUUGCAACAAUUCUAGUCAUCUCAUCAUUUAUUCUGACACUACUUGCAGCACUUUUGUGGAAGAAACCGGCGCUAGCUUUGAUUUGUAUUAUUAUUCAAUCGUGUGCCAUGACUUGGUAUUCGAUUUCAUACAUCCCAUACGCCCGCGAUGCAGUUAAAAAAGCCGUUACGGCUUGUGUUGUUUAAAAUGUAAGUUUUUAUUCUGUUUCGUUUGCCUCCUGACUGGCAAAUAAAUAUCUAAUCUACUUUCACUGAUAAAAAAAUAUAGAAGUGAAAAGUUUUAUUCACGUGGUUUCGAAUAAUGUAAAAAUUUUGUGCUGAGGACGCCAUUUCAAUUAGAUUUUGCAUGAAUAAAGAAUGUAACUGUUGCUAUACUACGUUGAGAGAAAAAGAAUUGUCAAUUGUAUUAUUUUCAUCAAACUUGAGAAAAAUUGCUCUAGUUAUAGCUUGAAAAUAGAACUGGAUAAUUUGGAUAUUAAUAGGAAUGCCGCGAAUGCGCAUCUUUAAUUCUUCACCCUCAGUCAUCUUUAUUUAUCAACGACGUCCGCCGCUUGUACCGCUCGACGCCCAACAUCAACAAGCUCUUAUUCUCCCACGCCCACGCGAAUAGAGUGGUAAGGCAACACAAGCCGCCGAUGAAGAUGUGCAGGACGAUAGACCACUGAUAGACGUACAUCUGAAACAAAAAAAAAACGAAAUUAAACGAAAGUACUUAGAACGAGAUUAAAGCUGUGGGAGAAUAAAAAGUGUAUACUAGUGCAUAGUAAAGUUAAGUAAAAAUUAUGAGUCAAUUAUAAUACGGCUAACACUGAUAGAUGUAUGAAUAGAAAAAUAAGUUAGGAAUAUAUGAUUGUAUAAAAUGUUUAACUUGCGUCUGAAAGUUUUGUCACGACGAACGAAACGGCCAACAGGAUGGAGAAAAACUUGUCUGGCUUGAGACCGUCCAGCGGACGAUGACUGGAACUUCCGUACUGAUUGCGGAUGAAAUGUAUGCUGAAAUUGAAAUAUAUAGUUUUAUAAUGUU
Molecule: messenger RNA, 1527 nt
Organism: Dalotia coriaria
Lineage: Eukaryota; Metazoa; Arthropoda; Insecta; Coleoptera; Staphylinidae
Product: vesicle transport protein SFT2B
Exons: 4
Coding region: 207-689 (160 amino acids)
Biological process (GO): vesicle-mediated transport
Cellular component (GO): membrane
Source: RefSeq, a predicted model, not a curated record